Messenger RNA from Eremothecium sinecaudum, 2466 nucleotides. RefSeq names its product deoxycytidyl transferase (gene REV1). Gene Ontology annotation, biological process: error-prone translesion synthesis; error-free translesion synthesis. NCBI's taxonomy places the organism in Eukaryota, Fungi, Ascomycota, Saccharomycetes, Saccharomycetales, Saccharomycetaceae. Bases 1 to 2466 code for a protein of 821 amino acids. Gene Ontology annotation, cellular component: nucleus. Gene Ontology annotation, molecular function: damaged DNA binding; deoxycytidyl transferase activity; DNA-directed DNA polymerase activity. The transcript has a single exon. The record is from RefSeq and is a predicted model, not a curated record.
AUGAGACCAUCAUCGAUCCUAAAUGGUGUGUAUAACGGAUAUGGUGAAUAUUUCAGUGAAAAAAGGCAUUUGCAAGGUGAGCAGGAAAAUAGCUUGCGUAGCAACUUUCGUGAGCUAGGAGAGGAGUAUCCCCCUGUAUUUAAGGGCUGCAAGAUAUAUAUCAAUGGCAGGACUGAUCCCGAUCGCGAAGUGUUGCGCCAGAUUAUAGUUUUACAUGGAGGUCAAUUCAUUCACUAUGUAUCUCGCGGAUCAGAUGUGACCCAUAUUAUUGCCACUACGUUAACUGCGAGGACGCGUAUUGCAUAUAAGGGACGGCGAGUUGUCCGGCCGGAAUGGGUAAUGGCAUGCGUGGAAUCGAAACGGCUGGUUAAUUGGCAAGAUUAUACAGUCUUGGGAAUUGAUGAGGAUCAGCGUUCUCUUGCGCUUCCGAAUCAGAACCGUCACUCUGAGAUUCUUAGUUGCAAGGAUCCAGGAUUUAUAGAGUCGUUUUUUGGUAACUCUCGGCUGCACCUGCUUUCCACUUGGAAAGCCAGGCUUCGAGAAGACUAUGUUUUACGAUAUUUGCGUGACGGUAGUAGUAGUAUUGGACCAUUAGAACAUCUGCGUGUAUUUCACGUAGAUUUCGAUUGCUUCUUUGCAGCGGUAUCAGCACAGAAGCACGGUUACGACCAGAGCAUCCCAAUUGCUGUUUCACACGGUACGAACAAUUCAGAUGUUUCUAGUUGUAAUUAUGUAGCGCGUAAAUUCGGGGUCCGUAACGGAAUGUGGGUGUCACACGCGAAAGAGCUAUGCCCUAGUCUUGUUUGUCUGCCUUAUGCAUUCGACUUGUACGAAGCAAAAUCCGCCCAGUUUUACGAUGUCCUGCGUGACAACUAUGCGUUUGACAGUGUAUUGCCUGUAUCUGUCGAUGAGGCGAUUUGCGUCCUGGGAGGUGAAGCUAGUGUUGAAGAAUGUCGAUUGAUAUGUUCGCGGUUACGGCGGAAGAUCGAGGAAAAAACAGGUGUUACGGUGAGUUUUGGAUGCGGUAGCUCAAUGGUACUAGCACGGUUGGCUUUGAAAAAGGCAAAGCCAGAUGGACAGGUUGUGUGUUGUGGGGAUGAUGAGCUUUUGAGCGAUGGCCGCGAAGUAAGAAGUGCUAACAGUCUACUUAGUGAUUGCAAGCUGCGCGACUUGCCUGGAAUUGGCCCAUCAAUUGCAGAAAAGCUGGUUCCUAGCUCUGAUGGUCAUGAAACGUCGAUUUCUGAAGUGCGGGAUCGUUUCUCAUUGGAUGAGUUGGUACUGCGGUUGGGUCCUAGUACUGGUGCUAAGGUAGAUAAUCUUCUGCACGGUAAGGAUGACUUAGAGUCAUUGAAAAUGCUAGAAAAUCCAAUGGAAUACUUUGCAAGGCGCUCAUUAUCAGUUGAGAUUAAUUGGGGUAUAAGGUUUGAUACUAUACAUGAGAUCGAUCUUUUUAUUGAUCGGCUUGUACAGUAUAUUGUUAAGAAGCUAAAUGACCUGGGAAUGCUGGCUUCUCAAGUAGUACUUAAAAUUAUGCGAAGAAAGCCGCAUGUCUCCCAGAUCACGGAAAAGUAUCUAGGGAUGGGAGAAUGUGAUGCAUAUAGCCGCAGCAGCAGGUUAAGUGUCCCAACAGAUCACGCUGGUAUCAUAGCUUCAGAAGCUAAAAGCAGCUACCGUAUGAUACACUGCCCACCAAAGGACCUCAGAGGCAUUGCAUUACAGUUAAUGAAACUGCAGAAGCGCGAGGGCCUCUCAAGAAACCAAAUGCAGCUACCAUUUGCGUCUGGAAAGGAGCUUUAUAAUACUCCUAAGAACCGUUCUACAGAGCAGAUCCUGGUGAAACCUGUAAAACUGGUUAGGAAAACUCCAGCUAAAGAAUUUUUUGAUAAAUAUAAUAAGAAUGGGGAUACUAAUGCCACGAAAAUGCCUUCACCGCCUAUUUACGAGCGGCUUCCUAGUACUCUUCGUGAGUCAUUCCUGAAUGCGCUACCUGAGGAUUUAGCCGAAGAGGUUAAGCAAGACUAUAAUAUAAGAAAGAAAGCUGAAAAAUCAUACCUGCUUGAAACUAGAAAUGCGUCGAAUGCAGAGCCGAGUAAGGAAGUUUCGAAUGCUAAGUUUUCAAUGUUGCCCCCUGUCUCUUUCCAAGGGCUAACCAGAACCAAGCAGAUACGAAAACUUUUGAUUCCUUGGAUAACUCAGACAAUUAUAGGAAAAGGUCCUAACCAUGAUGAUUUAAGAUUAUUUGAAGGCUACUUAGAUAGGUUGUUGAAGGCGGGCCCUUCCAGACUACCGAUCCUAGCGAAUAUCACUCAACUCAUUAUACAAGUGCUUGACUUGAACGAAAAUUUGAAUGGAAACCAAGGCUUCCAAGAAUGGGAAGAGUUCUUACUUAAAGUUGUGACAGUUAAGUUAAACCAGUGCAAGCAGCAGGACCAGCGCAGGCUUAAUCUUACAUUUGCAUUUAAUUAA